UGUUACUCAAAGGACGCCGCUGCAGAAACUUCUGUGAAAGGAACAUUUUAUUUGAUUGCUGUUUCAUACUUUGUGUAAAUAAAUAUGAGUUCUGAAGGGAGAAUGAAAAGAGAAAGUUACAGCUCUAGAUCCAGAUCAAGGUCACCCUUUAGAAAAAAUUUUAAUGAGAGGUCUUACAGUGAUGAUGAUUUCAAAAAUAAGAUCCGUAGGCGGGACCGGAGCCCAGAUGCUAGGCACUCCAGUUCAUCAAAUUCCCGCAGAGUGUUUGUUAACAACAUUCCAUUUGAAUGCCGCUGGAUGGAAAUUAAGGACCUUUUCCGAGAGAAAGUUGGAGAUGUUACAUUUGUUGAUAUGUUUGAAGAUGAUGGUGGGAAAUUCAAAGGUUGUGGAGUGGUUGAAUUUAAAGAUCAUGAGGCAGCCAUGAAAGCUGUGGAAAAGAUGCAUAAACAUGAAAUUAGAGGCAGAAUGUUGAAUGUAAAGUUGGAUUCAGGAGAAGUAGACAGAAGGCGAUCAACUGGCAGAGGCUCUGAUCGAGAUUUCAUGAAUGACAGGUUUGACAAUGAGUUUAGAAAUGAACCACAAUUUAACACCUAUGGCUUAAACCCUGUAUUUUUGAAGUCUUUAGGAAUACAUGGCCCUUUGAACAACAAAGUUUUCAUUUCAAAUUUAGAUUAUAAAGUGACUGAAAAGAAAUUGGAAGAAAUUUUUAAAAUUGCUGGGAAACUUGUGAAAGUAGAAUUGAAUGUAGAUAAUGAAGGCAAAAGCAAAGGUCAUGGUACAGCUGAAUAUGAACAUCCAUUGGAAGCAGUCCAAGCAAUUUCAAUGUUUAAUGGACAGAGACUGUAUGCAAGAAUAAUCAAUGUGCGAAUGGAUAAAUUUGCCGAUGAUGGAGAUGCAAUACCAUCCAAAUUACCUGCUGGACUUCAUGGAAUUGGCAAAGGUCUUGGCAUGAAUGGACAGCCUAUGCAGUUUAACAAAAAUUCAACAGGACCUACAGGUAGUUUUGGCUUUGGAAUGGGUAUGGGAAAUGUUGGAAGUGGAAUGUCUGGUGGCAUUGGUAUGGGUUCAACUAAUUUAGGAAUGUCUAACUUGACUGGAGGAACAAUGGGUAUGAACAGUUCAAUGACUGGUGACAGAAUGAUGGGCUCCACGCCCAUGGGCAUGGGCCUCCCUUCCCCUUCCGUGGGAAUGGGUGGCACAUCUUCAAUGAUGAUGAAUAAUAACGUCAUGGGGCGUUCUAACAUGGACGGUAUGGGUCGCGACUCCUAUCAAAUGGGAUCGGAUGUGUCUAGAGGAUACCGAGACUCAUUCGAUCGACCUAAUGAUUCCUUCAACAGUUCCAGUCUUUCUGAUACAGUGAUAGUGGGAAAUUUACCUAACUCCAUCAGAUUGCAGACUCUUAAAGACAGAUUCCGUGACAUUGGGGAUGUGAGAUUUGCCGACUUCAAAGGUCAAGGUUCAGCCAUCAUCAGAUUUGGAACUGUACAAGACGCCCAGCGUGCAGUUGAUUUUAUGAAUGGAAAUCGCAUUGAAGGUAGAACUGUUCAAGUUCGCUUGUACUGAAGACAUCACAUGCAUUACAAAUUUUAUCUUGAAGACAAUUUGACUUUAUGUUACUACAUUAUCAUUUGUAAUUGUAUUGCAACAUCACUCUUUACUUUUUUUUUUUUUUUUUGACAAAGCCAUUGGUAUUUUAUUUCAUAGCUCACAAGUCAAGGUUUCUUUUAAUGUUCCCAUUUUCCCAAAAAAUCACAAUUUAGUUUGAUAUUUUAAAGAGAUUUAUUGUAAAUUUUAUAAAUAAUUUAGUUCUUAUCUAUGGUAUUUUAUGAUUAGUAUGUGUGCCGAUGUUUUAUUCAGAAAAUGAUAAUUUUUAAAUGUUCUUUUAACAUUUUUAAUAUAUUGACGCAUCAGAUUUUAUUUAAUUUUAAAUGUGACACCAUUUUUCCUGUGCUAAUUCAUUUAAUAAGUAGAUUGUUUGAUCUGAAUAGUGAUUUUCUUAUUUAAUGUUGUUGGUAGAUGAUUUUAAUGAGCUUUAUCAGCUUAUCAACUACUUGUAUGUACCUUUUCCUAUGAAAUAUUAGCUACAUUGUAACAAACUUCAACUGUUUCAUAUGUACUUCACAAAAAACUAAAAUAACCAUACUUGUAUACAUGCUUCUGAUGUAUAACAUUUUUGUCAACCGAAUUCUAAUGUGUAACUUUUAGUUAUAACUUUUAUUAAACUUUUUAGUUAUA
Molecule: messenger RNA, 2235 nt
Organism: Uloborus diversus
Lineage: Eukaryota; Metazoa; Arthropoda; Arachnida; Araneae; Uloboridae
Product: myelin expression factor 2-like
Exons: 14
Coding region: 85-1563 (492 amino acids)
Cellular component (GO): cytoplasm; nucleus
Molecular function (GO): mRNA binding
Source: RefSeq, a predicted model, not a curated record